This is a messenger RNA of Trichoplax adhaerens, 1212 nucleotides long. RefSeq lists its product as uncharacterized. Gene Ontology annotation, molecular function: protein binding. The coding region runs from base 1 to 1212 and encodes 403 amino acids. Lineage: Eukaryota; Metazoa; Placozoa; Uniplacotomia; Trichoplacea; Trichoplacidae. Gene Ontology annotation, cellular component: CAF-1 complex; nucleus. The transcript has 10 exons. The record is from RefSeq and is a predicted model, not a curated record. Gene Ontology annotation, biological process: DNA replication-dependent chromatin assembly; nucleosome assembly.
AUGAAGGUUUCCACACCAGAAAUUGCUUGGCAUGGUAAAGAGCCCAUCUUUAGUAUCGAUUUUAGUCAAGCUAGCAAUUCUUUAUGGCGUUUAGCAUCGGCUGGAGGGGAUGCAGAUAUUAAGAUAUGGAAAGUAGAUCAAGACGAAGAUGGCAACAUUACUACAGAAUUUCUUUCUAACUUAUCUCGCCAUACUAAAACUGUCAACGUCGUCAGAUUUUCAACAACGGAUUUCUUGGCUUCUGGAAGUGACGAUGGAACGAUUAUAAUUUGGAAAUUAGCCGAAAAUUAUGGUAGUGAUAAAUGUUAUCUUGAAUCGGAGGAUUUAGAAGUACGCGAAAGCUGGACAGUCAGUAAAAUCUUAAGAGGACACUUGGAAGACGUUUAUGAUAUUGCAUGGUCACGCGAUGCAACUAGGCUAAUUUCUGGAUCAGUAGACAAUUCAGCCAUUGUAUGGGAUGUUGAUAAAUGCCAAAAAUUAAACAUUUUAAAAGAACACACACAUUAUGUCCAGGGAGUAUCUUGGGACCCUCUAAAUCAGUAUUUUAUGACUUUAUCCAGCGAUCGUAGCUGUCGUGUAUAUUCAAUGGAGAAACAACGAUCUUUGUAUAAUAUCAGCAAAUUGCCUUCAUCUCGUCCAUUAAAAGAUGGAGAGACAAAACGCAAGUAUUACAGAAUAUUCCAUGAGGAAACACUACAAACGUUCUUUAGACGGCCUAACUUUUCUCCUGAUGGAAAGCUUAUGGUAGUUCCAGCUGGCCAGAUUGAAGACAAAGACGAUAUGAAAAAUACAACAUUUAUAUUUACUAGGAAUUCUAUGUCAAAACCCGUAGUGUGCUUAUUAUCAGGUCAAAAAGCCUCUAUCGCCGUUAGAUGUUGCCCUGUAUUAUUUGAAAAGCGAGACAUGAAGGAAGCCUCAAGUGGUAAUACUUUCAAUUUGCCAUACCGGAUGAUUAUCGCCGUCGCUACCUUAGAUUCUGUCAUUUUAUACGAUACUCAACAGAAAUUGCCAUUUGCAUAUAUAUCGUGUAUCCACUACGCAGCCUUAACUGAUAUUGCUUGGUCACAUGAUGCAAAAUUCUUGGUUGUUUCAUCAGCAGAUGGAUAUUGUUCACUUAUUGCCUUUGCCGAUGACGAAUUAGGUGUUAAACGUCAACUUGAAUUAUGCGAUAAUCCUCAGGUUUGUAUUUAUAUUGAAAGCCUUCUGAGCUAG